This is a messenger RNA of Parnassius apollo (apollo), 807 nucleotides long. The record is from the annotation of a GenBank genome assembly. Lineage: Eukaryota; Metazoa; Arthropoda; Insecta; Lepidoptera; Papilionidae.
AUGGACGGAUUUUCUUUAGGGAAAAAUACAUGUCCAAAAUACAUGCAACAGAAGAAAUUCGCAAUGCGUUUAGACGAAGCGUUUGGGCUGAAAGCGCCAUAUAAUAAAAACCUGCAAGGGCAACAACACUCAGCGCAAAAGAAGGAGGAGGCUUACUUGCAACCCUGGCCUUGUAUACCACGAGAUAGAAAAUUUCUGUCAUUAUCAGACAACAUCUUAACUUUACCCGGCUACGGCGACGCCGCUUCCAUAUUUUAUAAAUACGAUUAUAAGUUCCAGAAGUUAUUGACUGGAGCAACGAUGACAUUCUGGUGGCAGUACAGGGAUGUGAAUAUCACCAAAGGAGUUGGCGCACCCAAGAUUUUAUCAAUGACGGAGGUAGGCUGCUCUCGUGGGAUGAUAAACUCCUACACUCGCAAUAGUGAACCAAUAAAACGUAGAAGAGUUGGCGUUGAGGCCAUACUAUACAUGAGGGUAUCACCUGACGCUCGAUAUAUAGCCGUCGCGGCAGUUCAUACAGACGCUGUCCAUUUACUAUGCUGGCCUUCACUCGAGCCAUGUUUUGUUAUGAAUACAGGAAAAACUAUUAACACUAUAACCUGGCAUCCCUGGCGCAGCGCAUUGCUCGCCACAGGGAUAGAUACCACCGAUACUUACGCACGAGUCGCGUUAUUCGACGUCCCAACUGAAAAGACCAGAGAUUAUUUUCUCAGUAAUAACCAGUACCACCUCGACGAAAUGCUUUUCAGCCGUAUGACUGGUGAACUGGUGGUCAGCUUGUGGAAUCCUGGUAUAAUUUUUUUAUAA